UCAGUUCGAGUUUGUAUUUCGUUUGGUGAGGUUGACACUGUUCGCUGCCGUUCGUUUUCGUCCACUGUCGACGUGUCUCUCUCUCUCCACCGUUCUCUGCCCGUCUCUCUUCGCUGUGCGUGUGUGCCCCGACUUUAUUUACCUUUUAACUCACGUUUCCCAAAGAAUGAAGAUCAACUGAAAGUUAUGGUCGUGCACAAAAGUGCGUAGAAAACGCAGCAAAACGUAGAGGAAAAGUUGGCGCAGCCCAGUAAAAAAAAUAAAGAAAUCAAAAGAAGCAAAGCAAAGUGCGCGUGUGUGUUUACGUGUGCGUGCGUGUGUGUGAGUGCGUGCCUCCGCCGUCGCUCCCUUUGCGAAAAUAAUAAAGUAUCUUUCGGAUACACGACAGUUAGCCAAGACAAGAACUGCAUAAAUCUGAUAAUCAGCUUAGGUUUUCCUGUGUUUUUUCGCUGUUAACAAUUAGGGUUUGUUUCUCUGACAAAAUACUAUAUGAUUUCCCCAAGAUCUUGGUGUAUAUAUUUUGUGCAAAACAAAUACAAAUACAAGUAAAAAACAUAAAUAAAAUCAAGCUAGCCAUGGCAGAAUCAUUGAAAAUAUUUUUAAAAAAUACCUAAAAAAGAAGAGAUAAAAACCAAAUCGACUUAAAGAUAUAUUUAUACACACACAACGGUUUCACUUUGCAAAGUUGUAUACAAAGUUAAAAAAAAAAAAGUAAUAUAAAAAGAAAACAAGAAAGCGAUUCACAGUUAUCGACGCAAAUUAUUCAAUUGUUCGGCCACACGCUGCCUCACGGUCUACAAAAUAAAAUAAUACACGAGUAAAAGUGCAAAUCAAUGUGCAAAACAAAUUAUAUAUUUAAUAAUUAUCACACAUAAUGCCGCCUAACAAACUAAGCAAACAUGGAUUAACGCAUUUAUUGUAGAUUGGUAUCUAUGGGAUUGAAGUCGACGAGAAAGGUUUGACCAGCAGUUGGCAACGUAAAUCAGUGACUAAAAGUGUUUCAUUUACGUUUCGUACGCGAUCUUAUGUGUAGACAUCAAACAAACGACGACCGAAAAAGUAUCUCCAAAAGCACCAGCAGUACCAGCAGCAACAAGAGCAACAACAACGAAGGGCACAUCUAACGCUGCGGCUAACAGAUGAGCCCCAACAACAGAUGUCAAUUGCUGCAGCCGAAAAUGCAGGGCUUAGCCCAAGUGACUUACCAGAUCAUUGGGCCUCAGGUACAUCAAAUCCAGCGACCUCAACCAGCAGCAGCAGCAGCGGCAGCAGCAGCAGCACUAGUGCCACCGGCAGCAGCAGCAAGUACAACAGCGGCAACAUAUCGGUCUGCAACCUGCCGCGCUCAUCGCCGGCCGCUGCCACAGCAGCCGUUACUCUAUCAUCGGCCGGCGGCGGAAUCGGCAGCAACUUGUUGAGCGGCCUGCACCACGGACUGGCGCCCGGAACGCAUCCGCUGCAGCGCGCGACGGCAGCCAGUGGAGGCGGCGCUGGUGCUGGUGGGGGCGUGGCCGGCGCCUCGACAGCAGCGGCACUAACACUCCAGCAGCAGCAGCAACACCAGCAGCAGCAGCAACACCAUCAGCAGCAGCAGCACCAGCAGUUGGCCUACCAGCAGCAGUUGCAGCAGCAGAUCAUCUCGCAGCGCUCCAUACAAAACAAGGUGGUGGCCACCGCUGCCGCACGAACGGCCAAUCUUGAAGCUGCCCUGCAGCGAUCCGCUGCCAUUAUGAACGCGGUGGCUUCGCCGAUCUCAGCCAACUCUGCCAACUCAGCGACGCCCCGCCAGAAGAUACGGAGCAAGAAGGAUGCAAAGGUUAACCUGCCCCAAUCGCAAAUCAACAAAUGCAACAAUGAGAAGCGACGUCGCGAGGCGGAGAACGGAUAUAUCGAGCAGCUGUCGGAGAUACUGACGCUGAACAAGCGUGGAGAUAUGACCUCAACGAAACCGGACAAGGCGGCUAUACUAAACCAGGUGGUUCGAACGUACCGUGAGAUUUGUGACAAGGGCCAGAACCGUGAUAUUUCCUCCACGUCGACGAACAACAACAACUCCGCGACAACGACCAACAACAACACGAACAGUAGCAACAACAACAACAACACCAGCAAACCACAAGCAACCUCAACCCGCUGCAGCCGCUGCGCCACGGACAACUGCUCCAUCCAUCCGGUGCAACAGGGCGAGGUCUCGUCGACGGAACCCCCGCUCCCGGAACCCUCGCUGCUCCUCGGCCAGGUGCCCGAGAUCUCGGCGUACUUCGAGGCCCUCGAGCACUACAUCAGCGGCGUCGGCUGGGUCCUGCUGCAGGUGAACGCCAACGGCAUCAUUGAGUCCUGCACGCAGAACAUCCGCGACCUGAUCGGCUAUGAGAAGCAGGAGCUGUACCACCAGCCGCUCUACAGGUACCUCUUCUCGGGGGAUCACACCAAGCUAGAGCCGAUCAUCAACAACAUGUACAAUCCGAAUGGCGGAGGUGGCAGCAGCUCCGCCAGCAAUGCCGGGCCGGGCGGCAGUUCCAGUGGCCCCUCCGCGGGCGUUUGGGGCGAUCUCGAGGAGCUGAACAACGGCAGCGCCUCCCAGCAGUCCGCAGGCUCCAAUUCCAGUUCCGGCGGAGCGGGAGGCCAGGGAGGAGCAAGUGGAGGAGCUGCGGUGGGCAAGUCGAAGCGCAGCAUCUCCACCAAGGUGCGCAUGCUAGUCAAGGACACACGCACUGCCACCCAGACGUCGUCAAACCUCGAGGAGAAGCCACUGAGGCAGGCCGGCCAUCAGGACAAGUACGAGGAGGUGGUCCUCAUAGCGGCUCCAGUCAAGGAUGAUGCCGAUGCCAGCAGCUCGGUGCUGUGCCUGAUCACACGGCCGGAGGAUGAGUCUCCGCUGGAGAUCAACAUCCAGCAACAUGUGCAGCAGCAGCCGAUCGAGCAGAUGACCUUCAAGCUGGACAUCCAUGGCAAAAUACUCAACCUCGAUGCCACCGCUCUGCGGGAGCCGUUCAAGCAGCACCUGCAGACGUGGGUGGGCCGCCUUUGGCAGGACCUGUGUCAUCCGCACGACCUCUCCACGCUCAAGUCGCACCUGCGCGACAUCCAGGACUCUGUGAGCGCCAAUUCGCCGGGUGCUGGUCCGGGCACCAGUGUGGUGUCGCGGCCGUUUCGCCUGAGAUUGGGCGCCCCGGAUGUGUAUGUCCAUGUGAAGGCCAACUCGAGACUGUUCCUGAACCAGACGCCCGGCGAGGGCGACUUCAUCAUGUCCGUGCAGACGCUGCUCAACUCGGAGAACGACAUGAACAGCAGCAACACGGGAGCGGGCAGUGGAGGAUUGGGCCUGGGCCAGCUGUGCGCCAUGGCGCCGAGUCCCUCGUUGGCCAGCUCCCUGCUCAGCAGCCUUUCCAUGGACGGCCUGCAUGGGGGAACCGGUUCGGGUUCGGGUUCCUCCUCCUCGCCGGCGGCCUCUGGCAUGCUGCCCACCCAUCUGCUGGGCGGACUUGUGGGCGGCGGUCAGCAGGGCGGCGGUGGCAACAGCACGCAGACCACGAGCGUGGGCGGACCACUGAUGAGCAGCGCCAUUAUCAACGGCAGCGGUCUGCAGCAGCAACAGCAGCAGCGAUCCGGCGCCAGCUCCUCGGCCAAUUCGUUGGUUAACGCGUUCACCGCUUCGCCAGCGGGCGCGGAGCAUACCACAUUCGGAAGCGAUACGUUCGAUUUCGACUUUACAGCACAUUCCUCAUUCGAAUUGGAUCCCAGCGGCGGCGUGGGACCCUGGACCGAUUCGCGUCCCAAUUCGAGAGCCUCGGUGGCAACGCCAGUCAGCACGCCGCGUCCUCCGUCGGGACACGGAUUCAGUCCGGCUAUUUGCGCCUCUCCGGCCACGCCCUAUCAGCUCUCCUCGCAGUCCGCCGCCAGCCUGCCCUCGCCGCAGUCAAAUGCCAGCGCCGGCGGAGGCAACUUUGGCUUCAACUUCCACUCCUUUGAGACGGGCGAAGUGAAGCCCGAGAAGGAUGUCCAGCAAAGCCAGCAGCAGGUCAGCAACAACAACAGCGGCAGCAGCAGUAAUCCCCUAAUGGGCGGCGGGUUGCCAAACGGCGUUGGAGGCUUGUUGCUCUCCCAGCAGCAGCAGCAACAACAACAGCAGCAGCAGCAGCAGCAAACACCGCCGCAUCAGCAGCAGCAGCAGCAACAGGAGUCCUCGGAACGAUUGCGCCACCUGCUGACCAAGUCGCAGAGCAUGGCCGGCGGCCUGGGCGGAUUGGGUGAUGAUGAGAAGUACUUCAAGCCGGAGGGCACCGACGAAGAGAAGCUCGCCGGCGGCAGCUUCAAGAUGGGCGGCCAGCCUGGAGGGCUGGGCAUGUUCGGACCCAUGGGCUCGAUGGGACGUGGUGUGGGCAACUCCAGUAUGCUGCACAAGGCAGGCAAUUCGCAGAACCCCAUGCUGCUCAAGCUCCUCAAUGAGAAGUCGGAGGACGAUGAUGGUGGAUCGGGAGAUGGUCCAGGUUCCAUGAACAACUCCCGACAGAGCGAGCUGAUGCGCCAGCUGAAGAAUCCGGACGGAGGUGGCCAUGGCAUGCAUCGUGGCAGUGCCAGCGGCAACAUGAGCACCGAGGCUCUAAAGGCGAUGCUCAAGAUCCAGAGCGAUCCGUCGCUGAGCCGCAAGCGAUCGCUGAACGAGCCCGACGACGACCCAUCCGCCAAGCGGUCGGAGGACAAGCCCAGCAAACUGUGUACGCAGAACAAGAUGUUGGCCAAGCUACUGCAGAAUCCGCCAAAGAUACCCAAAGCCCCCAAUCCCGAGCAGCCGCUGCAGGUGAAGACGCUGCCGGACAUAACCAGCUCCACGGUGAGCAGUACGCUGGCCGCACCUGGCAACCUCAUUAGCGCUGGCAGCGCGGGACCCAAGGCGGCUGCAAACCGCAACCGAAAGCAGCAGCAACAGCAGCAGCAACAACAGCAGCAGCAUCAACAGCAGCAACAGCAACAACAGGCCGCCGGCAUUCCUUCCCAGCAGCAACAACAGCAGCCAAACGAUGUCUACCUCAGCCAGCAGCAGCAGCAACAGCAACUGCAGCCGCCGCAGCUGGCCUUCCAGCACCAGCAACAGCAGCUGGCGACCACAGCAACUACCUCAAUUACCACAGCGGCCUCCACUUCGGCUGCGGCGGCUGCGGCAGCAGCAGCGGCGGCCAUUCUGGGCGAUGGCGACUCGGAGCUGUCCAAGCUGCUGGACAGCGUUAUGGAGUACUAUCCGGAUGACGCUCCCAUCGUGACGAAUGCCCCCUCAGAGGCCUCGGCCAUCAGCGACAUCCAGAAGUCGCUGAUGCAGGACGUCGAGUCGACGGCCUUUGGCAACGACCUAACCCAGCAGCUGAUGAUGAGCCAGCAGCAACAGCACCAGCAACAACAGCAGCAGCAACAGCUUCUGGCAUUGCAGCUGGCCCAGCAGCAGCAGCAGCAACAACAGCGACAGCAACAUCUGCAACAGCCGCCUGCCUAUCCGGGAAUGCUCAACAUGCAGCAGCAGCAGCAACACCAGCAGCAGCAACUGCAAAACCAGCACAUGCAGCGUAUGGAAGCGAUGCGAAAUCAGGGUUUCCAGCGACCUCCGCCCAUGUAUCCCGCCCGCGGACGUGGUCCCAUGAACGCGGUCGCCACGCCGGGAGGCGUGGUCUUGCCCGCCCAGCAGCAACUGCGAAACAUGCGGCAACAACAGCAGAUGGCCGCCGCGCAGCAGAAGGAGCGAUUGCUGCAACAACAGCAGAAGCAGCAGUUACUCGUCCCCGAGAAUGCCACUGGCAUGAACGCGGGCUUGAACAACAUUAGCUCGCUGCUGAACACAACGGUGGCUCCAAAUGUGUCCCUAUCCCGCACCAACCUGCCCUCAGACGCCCAGCUCAGUCCGAACUUUGCUCAGACCCUGAUGCAGCAGCAGCUCAGUCCGGGUCGCAGCGCGCCCUACAGUCCGCAGCCCAAUCAAGGCUAUGCCCCCCAGUUCCCGCAGCCUGGCCAGCGUCUCUCCCCGCAGCAGCAGCAGCAGCUCAGCCAACAGCAACAGAACAAUGCCCAGCAGCAACAGUUGGUCUACCAGCAGCAGCAGCAGCAACAGGUGGGCGAUGGAGGACGCUCGAACACGCCGUUUGGCUCCAACUCGGGCAUGCAGUCGCCGGGCAUGCAGAAUAGCCCACAACAGUGGGGCGCUGGCGGAGGAGGAGGCGGUGGACCAGGCGGUCCGCUUCCAGCUGGCAACGCCGGCAGAACGCUGCAGCAGCACAACCCCAUGCUCAUCGCUCAGCUGCAGGGCGGGAAUCCGUUCAAUGCGCGUCAAUACCAACAGAACCAGAGACGCGGCCUCAAUUCCCCGGGAGCCGUCGGACCCGGCGGCAAUCCGGCAGCCCAGGCGGCGGCUCUGCAGCGGCAGAACUCGUUCCAGGGCCAGGGCGGCGGCGGGGCCACGACGCCCGACGGUUUCGGCGGUCCACAGUCCCCCUACGGCGGCAACAUCAACGUUUUCCAGCAGCAACAGUUGCAGCGACUGCAGCGGCAGGGCAGCGUGCCGCAGGCCACCCAACAUCUGCCAGGCUCGCCACGCUUUGGCUCCUCACCGGGCGGCAGCAACACCACUGAUAGCUCCGCUGCCGCCGGCAACCAGCAGCAGCAGCAGCAACAACAGCAGCAGCAGCAGCAGCAACACCAGCAGCAACAUCAGCAGCAGCAGCAGCUGAUGAACGGGCUGAGCAUGUCGCCACAUCCACAUCCGGCGAUGAUGGGCGUGGGCGGCAUGGGCAGCGGCGGUGGCAACGGCAUCAUUGGCCUGGGCGGCGGGGGCGGCAGCUAUGGGGCCACCCUGGGCGGCUACGGGCCAUCGCAGCAGGCGAAUGAUUUCUAUGGUCGCGCGCAGACCGCUGGCGGUGGUGGCGGCGUAGCCGGUGGCAAUGCCAACUCCGAGUUUGUGAAGCAGGAGCUGCGAGCGGUGGUCAGUGUGCGCGCCCAGCAGGCGGCUGCGGCGGCCACGGGCGGAGCCGGCGGCGGCGGAGGAGGCGUGGCCCAGCGGGGACAGACGCCGCAGAGCCCGCUGCAGCAGGGUGCGGUGAUCGGGGGCGUCGGCGGCAUCGUGGGCGGGGCCAACAGUACAAACACGAUGGGCAACGUCACGCCCACGGGCAGCGGCAAUGUCAACUCCAUGCUCAACACGCCGCCAGAUCCAACGCUGAGCUUCAGCUUUGAGACGCCGGACUUCUUCACCAGCAGCGCUACGAGGUGACCCUAAGGUGACUAAUUCGGAACCAAGGAUCACAUUCAACCUAUACUUCUCUUGCGCACGCAUUUAUGGCUCUAAAUAACAAAAAAAAAAAAAAACAAUAGGAAAUCAAAGGAUGGUAGGGGGAGCAUGUAAAUCUAAUUAAAAUAUUAGCAGCACUAUUUAAAAAAUAUAUACCUAAAUAUAUUUAUUUUAUAAUACUAGCAAAUAUUAAUUGUAAAGCAAAAUGGGAACCUCGUCUAAAGAAUUCGCGAAAACAUAGUUACCAGACACAAGCUAUAGUUAAAUAUUUUCAAAACCGCAAAACAACUUCAAGAAACGAUGGUAAAAUGUUUAAAGAAAUGCAUAUUUAUUACGUUUAAAGAUAAAGCCUAGUUGUAAGAGCUAUAUAUACAAAAGAUGGAAAACAGAAACAAAGCAAAAACAUAAAUAAUACGCGUUAAGUGCUGACCGUUUCGAGGUGUUGUUAAAUUGAUAUAUGUAUAUUUAAAACAAGUAACAUUAACAUUGUAUGACAUUUGGAGAGGCGUUGGCAGCCGCAGCAGUUGGCUAAGCUCUAGAUAUAACGACAAGCGAUAAAUAAUGUAUACAAUUCGAAGGGAAAACAUGUAGCAUGUAACUUGUAACACACAAAAACACAAACUUGCUGUACAUUUAAAGGUAGUGUUGAAUUUUUCAGUGUGAUAAUUUGUUAAAUUUUAUAUACUAAAUGUUGCUAAUUUGUUGCUGCAAAAGCACGAGGACCUCGACCUCCAACGGCUUUGCUCUACCUUCUAAACAUUUUCAAGCGUCUUCGAACAUUACUUCGAUUUCUAACAAUUAACUUACCGAUCGUAUUCAAUAUAUUUCUCUUCGUCUGCGAUUUUUAAAACUGUCCUGUAACUGUACAUAUUUUCACCAAACAAUUUCUCUAAGUUGAGCCGCCUUAAAUUUUAAUUUGUAAUUUAGUUAAUGCUCGUUUAAACUUAUUGUAGCUAUUUUUAAAUACUUUUAUAUCAAAGCGAGAAAGCAAAGCGCGCAAAGCACAGUUGGCGUUGCAAUUUCAUGUGAAGGCUAUUUUACAGGUUUUGUUUAAACUAAUAUGUAAUUUUAACCAUUUUUAUAAUAACUAUUACGCAUUAAACAUGAUUCAUUGGCUUGUAUGAUUCGAAACACUUUCAAUGAACACUUUGCAAGCUGUAGCUAAGCAAAAACGUUUCACGUUUUCUAUUAUGUAAUUUUUUAUUGAUUUUUGAUUUUGUUUAAAUCUUUAAGUCUAUUAAGUUGGGUUCAAUCGUUAUAAAUAUUAUUUUAAAGAAGAAACGAUACAAAUGCUAUACAAAUAUUAUUGAUAUAAAUUUAGUUUAUAAUUUUAUUAAAAUACUGUUUAAACUGCAAAGCCCUAAAUAAAAAUUUAUAUACAAUAUAUUAA
Messenger RNA from Drosophila biarmipes, 8660 nucleotides. RefSeq names its product homeobox protein prospero (gene tai). The coding region runs from base 1157 to 7252 and encodes 2031 amino acids. Gene Ontology annotation, molecular function: nuclear receptor binding; protein dimerization activity. The transcript has 15 exons. Lineage: Eukaryota; Metazoa; Arthropoda; Insecta; Diptera; Drosophilidae. Gene Ontology annotation, cellular component: nucleus. Gene Ontology annotation, biological process: cellular response to hormone stimulus; positive regulation of transcription by RNA polymerase II. The record is from RefSeq and is a predicted model, not a curated record.